AUGUUUUCAACACGUAAUAUGAACCGAGUUCAAAUAAUUAGUUAUCUAAGAAAAAAGUUACUGCUUCGAUAUGUCUUAAUUGGAAGUCUUAUAAGUUUUGAAGUACUAUAUAUUCUAUUCAAACCAAGUAUCACUGAAAUCGAAACUGUUGUAAAACCCUUUGUAAGAUUUUCUCAAUCCUCUAACAAUCUAUGUCAUCGACCUGAUGGAACUACGUUCAUGAACAAUCAAUUACAAAAAUUAGAUAUAAAUGAAACAGACCAUCGAAGUGCAUAUAUCAACGAAAGCUAUGCUUUACGAAUCUCAUAUAUAUCGAAAAAUUAUACAACUUUAAGUGAGUUUAUUGAAAAUACUCGCAUAGCUAUUAUGUCGCGUCGAUUGAUUCCAAAAGCUCGUACCCUUGAUAUAAUCUUUCAUCAUCCGCCGUAUAAAGAUAUGAUAAAGCCAUUUUGUGACGGUUUAUGGAUGGAAUUUGGUGUGUUUCAAGGUGCAACAUUAUCUCAAAUUGCGAAAUGGAAAAGUACAUAUUGCAGUAACAUAAGUCAGUUAGUUUAUGGUUUUGAUACUUUUACUGGUUUACCUACAGGCUGGAGACCUGGAUAUCCUCCCGGAUCAUUGAGUAUUCCUAAUGGAACAAAAAUCUCAGUUCCACUUAAUGCUGUUUUAGUUAAAGGUCUGUUUAUUGAUACAUUACCGACUCAACUUCGUUUGCUUGAUCUUGAAUACCGUUGUACAACUCCAGUAUCAUUUGUACACAUUGAUUCUGAUACUUAUAGUAGUGCGCGAGAUGUUCUAUUUCUACUUGGAACUCGUUUCGUACCAGGCACAAUUAUAAUAUUCGAUGAAUUAUUCAAUUAUCCAUCUUAUGAGAAACAUGAAAUCAAAGCUUUAUUUGAAUUUUUAUCGAGCUCAAAUUUACGAUUUAUACCGUUGGGUGCCACUGAUAAAAUUUUAAAAAAGCCAUUGGACGAUGAAUGGGUACAAUCAUUUGGUUUUGUUGUAGACUUCGAAGAACUCAGCUAG
Messenger RNA from Adineta steineri, 1023 nucleotides. The record is from the annotation of a GenBank genome assembly. NCBI's taxonomy places the organism in Eukaryota, Metazoa, Rotifera, Eurotatoria, Adinetida, Adinetidae.